CUCCCUCCCUUUUUUUCCACCUCCCGAAAUUUGCCCGGAAAAUAAUAGGGAAUAAGGAAGGUCUGAGAGAAACCCAGCAAUCGGUUCUUCGAUUUAUGGGUUCGUUUCGGGAUUUUGAUUAAGUGGGUUUUGGAUAAUUUUCCAUUUUUUCAAUUGGGUUUGGUGAAAAAUUCGAUCUUUUGGGGGUGUUCGAGGGGAAGAGCGAUGGACUUGGAAAGCAUCGAGUGUGUGUCGUCCUCAGAUGGACUUGAUGAGGACGAGAUCCAUCCCCACCAUAACACUCUGCACCCGCAUUCUCACCCUCAUCAGCACCACCAUGAAUUUUCCAAGCCCAGAAACAAUGUCACUACCAACGCUACCAUUGCCGGCCCCACCUCCAUCGCUCCCGCCACCAGCGUCCACGAGCUGCUCGAAUGCCCUGUCUGCACCAAUUCCAUGUACCCGCCAAUCCAUCAGUGCCACAAUGGCCACACACUGUGUUCCACUUGUAAGUCGAGGGUGCACAACCGUUGCCCAACUUGUAGACAGGAGCUUGGAGAUAUUAGGUGUUUAGCUCUGGAGAAGGUGGCUGAGUCACUUGAGUUACCCUGCAAGUAUUACUCCUUGGGAUGCCCAGAGAUAUUCCCGUAUUACAGCAAACUAAAGCAUGAAUCAGUGUGCAACUUCAGACCGUAUAAUUGCCCUUAUGCUGGAUCGGAGUGCUCUGUUGUUGGAGAUAUCCCUUUCCUGGUUACCCAUCUAAGGGAUGAUCACAAGGUGGACAUGCACACAGGAUGCACAUUCAACCAUCGCUAUGUGAAGUCAAAUCCUCGGGAAGUAGAGAAUGCCACUUGGAUGCUAACAGUUUUCCAUGGUUUUGGUCAAUACUUCUGCCUUCAUUUUGAAGCCUUCCAGCUCGGCAUGGCUCCUGUUUAUAUGGCAUUUCUACGUUUUAUGGGCGAUGAGAAUGAGGCCCGGAACUACAGCUACAGCCUAGAGGUUGGAGCGAAUGGCAGGAAACUCAUAUGGGAGGGGACACCACGAAGUGUCCGUGAUAGCCACCGAAAGGUCAGGGAUAGCCACGAUGGUCUCAUUAUCCAACGAAACAUGGCUCUAUUCUUCUCCGGAGGCGACAGGAAGGAGCUGAAGCUGAGAGUUACCGGGAGGAUAUGGAAGGAACAGCAAAAUCAAGAUUCUGGGGCGUGCAUAGCAAACCUGUGUAGCUAAGACAAAUGAUUUGGAAAGUUCUAAUGUUUGUUGCUUGAGACUGUCGUGUGUUGUACCUGGAACAGCUUGUUCCUGGUACGUUGUAACAAACCGGUUUCUUGAGUUUGGGAAGUUUUCAGCUUUAAUAAAAUUGUAUAACAAGCAGAGGCGUUUUCUUCCUUUUCAA
Messenger RNA from Pyrus x bretschneideri (Chinese white pear), 1372 nucleotides. RefSeq names its product E3 ubiquitin-protein ligase SINAT5-like. NCBI's taxonomy places the organism in Eukaryota, Viridiplantae, Streptophyta, Magnoliopsida, Rosales, Rosaceae. Gene Ontology annotation, molecular function: protein binding; zinc ion binding; ubiquitin protein ligase activity. The record is from RefSeq and is a predicted model, not a curated record. Bases 205 to 1206 code for a protein of 333 amino acids. Gene Ontology annotation, cellular component: cytoplasm. The transcript has 3 exons. Gene Ontology annotation, biological process: multicellular organism development; ubiquitin-dependent protein catabolic process.